Messenger RNA from Chanos chanos (milkfish), 1632 nucleotides. RefSeq names its product ring finger protein 180b (gene rnf180b). Gene Ontology annotation, cellular component: endoplasmic reticulum membrane. The transcript is spliced from 7 exons. Gene Ontology annotation, biological process: serotonin metabolic process; norepinephrine metabolic process; positive regulation of proteasomal ubiquitin-dependent protein catabolic process. The coding region runs from base 115 to 1632 and encodes 505 amino acids. Lineage: Eukaryota; Metazoa; Chordata; Actinopteri; Gonorynchiformes; Chanidae. Gene Ontology annotation, molecular function: ubiquitin protein ligase activity; ubiquitin conjugating enzyme binding; metal ion binding. The record is from RefSeq and is a predicted model, not a curated record.
UGUAUUUAGCUUAGCUGUCGUUACCAAAGACUUGUUGGCAGUGACGUUGUUUUUAGCUAGUUAGCUAUCUAGCUACCAGACUUUCUAUAUCCAAAAAGGACAUUGGCACCUAUUAUGGCAUCCUUCAAUGCACUUGGGAUGUCGGGCCCCGUGGAGAUUCGAGAAGAACCAACAACUCUGCGCUGCAGGAAAUGCCGCAAAUGCCUCAUAGACUCAACCAGCCUUCUUUCGAUAAUGAAUUCAGGACAGGCUGCUGCCAUGUGUAGUGUGUGGCAUGUCAAUGUGGAUUCACUGCCUGACUGGAUUCUAACAGCAGUAGAUCAGGUCCACUGGACCGCUGGGAAACUAAAUUGUCAGUAUUGUGGAGCUCGCCUUGGGGGCUUCAAUUUCCUUAACUGCUCAAAAUGUCCGUGUGGACACGAUACAGCUGUUCACCUGAGUAAAAGCCGUGUUGAUGAGGACUUCAGAAACUCGGUCCACUUGGCUCAACCAGUUAGGCUGAGAGGACAUCUGGACAGGUUAAAAUCGUAUGAGCUGGAGGAUCAACAGAGGGAACCGAUGGGAGCAGACAUCAGUGAGGAUUUCAGUGUUGACUCACCACUGGUCACCAGCUUACACCACACAGACGAAGAUCUCGAAGUGGGAUCCAGACAGUUGCCCCAAACAGAGGCGCUCAUUCUGCCCGGACCUUCUCUCCUUACCAGUUUUUCCCAGGCCUGCCCCACUGAGGCAGAGGAAAGGUCGGGCGGACGGGCGUCACCUGUGAGGUAUACUGACCCAGACUCUGGAGAGCAGAGAGGAUCUGAGAUGCCGGGGCCACCGGAGUCAGUGGGAGAAGAGGAGCGUUUGGAGCCGCCUGCUGGUGAUCUGCAGAGAAGAGAAGAUGAACCUGUAGAUUUUCUGUCCCACGGGACGAGAGCCUCUGUGGAGAGCAGUGUGGAGCUGGAGGACAACGCUGUCAGAGCGGUGGAGGAGUCUACCUUCACCUCAGACCAAAGACCUCUUACGAAGAGGGAGAGAAACCGUCUGAAGAGCCAGCGUCGGAAACAGAGAAAAAGGGAACGGUGGAUUCAAAGACAGCUGGAGGAGAGUGAAGAGGGCGUGAAGUGGAGUAUGACGUGCAGUGAGGAUGAGGAGAAAGAAGGGUACACCUGCGCAGUGUGUCUGGAUGUCUAUUUCAGACCCUACAUGUGUAACCCCUGUAGCCACGUGUUCUGUGAGCCCUGCCUGCGUACCCUGGCCAAGAACCGGCCCGGAAACACCCCCUGCCCCCUCUGCAGAACCAUCAUAUCGCAAGUGCUCUUUCAGAAUGAGCUUAACCAGGAAACUAGGACUUAUUUUCCAAAGGAAUAUCUCUCCCGAAAGCAGAGCUACCAGAGUAUAAACUAUGCCAAAUGGCCUCUACCCAGCUGUCCGAAGCGCUUCCGGAUUUUUUGGGGCUACCAGCGACACGAUAUCCCCGCUAGACGAUGGCACUUUGCUCACACGGCAUUCGGGUUCGAUAAUCUAGAUCUGUUGGAUAUGUGGGGCUGGCCUUUUGAAAGUAAUCUGGUCAUCAUCUCCAUUUAUUCUGUGCAUUGGCUCCUGGCUUCCUUUGUCUUCUGCUGCUUUUGCUAUUUUUUCUUCUGCUGA